Spirodela intermedia is the source of this 1368-nucleotide messenger RNA. The record is from the annotation of a GenBank genome assembly. Lineage: Eukaryota; Viridiplantae; Streptophyta; Magnoliopsida; Alismatales; Araceae.
AUGAUCUCCAAUUCGAGCCCCUCGAAGACCUUCACAGCCCCAGAGACCUCCAACUCCAUGGGAGCCUUCUCCGCCAGCCCCCCCUCCAUUGAAGCGAGGACCCAGCAGGCCAAACCCUUGAACGGCCCAGUCGCCAUUCUCUGGGACAUGGAGAACUGCCCGGUGCCCAGCGAUGUCCGGCCUGAAGAUGUUGCAGGGAAUAUCAGGAUGGCGCUGCGAGUUCACCCCCUCAUCAGAGGAGCAGUCACCAUGUUCUCCGCCUACGGAGACUUCAACUCCUUCCCUCGCAGGCUGCGGGAGGGCUGCCAGAGGACGGGGGUGAAGCUCGUGGACGUCCCCAAUGGCCGGAAAGACGCCGCCGACAAGGCCAUCCUCAUCGACAUGUUCCUCUUCGCCCUGGACAACCCGCCCCCGUCCUCUAUCCUGCUCAUCUCCGGCGACGUGGACUUCGCUCCGGCACUGCACAUCCUCGGCCAGCGGGGUUACACAGUCAUCCUCGUCAUCCCCGCCAACGUCGGCGUAGCGGCGGCGCUCAGCAACGCCGGCCGCUUCGUCUGGGACUGGCCCACGGUGGCGCGCGGCGACGGCGUCGUCCCUCCCAGAACCCAGCUACUCGACCCUCCGGAGUCCCAGAAUGAAGAGGAACCUCGCUUCUUCGGCUUCAGUUCUUGCUCGUUUGUGGGGUACGGCGGCGGCGGCGCCACCGGUUCUUGUGCUCCGGCGAUCGAUGAAGGCGGCGACUCGCCGGAGGAGACGACGCUGUGGGUGCAGCCGGGUGAUCUGCAGGGGCUGAAGCGGCAGGUGGCGAGGCUCUUGGAGUUGGCCGGAGGGAGCCUGCCGCUCGUGCGGCUUCCGCCGGAGUACGCGAGGUUGUACGGCCGGCCGCUGUAUGUGGCCGAGUACGGUGCCUUCAAGCUGGUCCAUCUGCUCAGCAGGAUGGCCGACGUGGUGGCAGUCGCCGGCACCGGGCACAGGAAGGUCGUCGUCCUUCGGAGCUCGGCGGCGGCGGCGGCGAGGCAGAAGCAGGGGAAGAAGGUGGCGGCGACGGCUCUGGCGGAGACGGUGGACGACUGCGUGUGCCCCGCCAUGGGGAGCUCCUCCGACGACUUCUCCGACGACGACGAGUAUCUCCGGUUGGAGAGCUUCCGGCAGGAGGUGCAGGAGCUCCUGGUUUGCUACUCAUGCCGGAUCCCCUCCGGCAACUUCGAAGGCCUCUACCAGCAGCGGUACAAGAAGAAGCUCGACUACCGGAGCUUGGGGGCGGAGGGGUUGGAGGACCUGGUGGCGAAGGUGAACGACGUCGUGGUGUUGCAGGAGGAACCCGGAACCAGGAGGAAGUUCCUCGUCUCCAGCUCUGUCACUGGGUAG